AUGAAACAAAUUGUGAUAAAUUUCUCUGAUCUUAAUGAUGAAGCAAAGAAAAAGUACAUCAAAUUUUUUGAAGAAAAUAAGAUAAAUGUGGAGAAUUAAUCAUUAAAGAAAUCUUAAGUGGCUUAAUAACAUCGAACUAGAUAAUAUAGUGCUUUAAGUGAUAUUGCUAAUAGCAAAGCUUUCACACCUGCUAGUAAUAUAUUUAUUUAAGAAGUAAGAGUCAUAGAAAUAAGGUUCAUAACACUUUAAGAUGGAUCAUUCAGUUGGAGCUAAAUUUAGUGAUUUAGAAGAGACAUACCCUAAAAUAAUGAACAAAAUAUAAAAUAAAGAUCUAUUAUCAAGACCUUUGAAAUUAAGUUUUAAUGAACUUAAUCUACUGAUAGAAGAAAUAUAUUAAAAAAAGUUUAUUGAAGAUUCUAAUAAAAUUGCCAAGAAUUAGAAAGUUUAAGAAAUAGAGUUUGUUGACUAUGUAUAUGAAUUUCUAUUUAAUAAAUUUAAGCAUUCUAAAAAUUAAGUAAGAGUGUUAACUAUAAUAGUUAAUAAUAAACUUUUUAGCAUCUGUUGAAUUAAAUGCUUUAAAAAGGAAAGAUAUAAAUAUAUUCUAGUAAUUUAUGAAAUCCAAUAAACAAGAAGUAUUGAAAUUUUACUUGUUCACAAGAGCACUUAUAUAAAAUGAACUCAAAUUGUCAUUCUAUCAUCGUAAACUAUUUUAGUUAUAUAAUUAUUAAAGCACUAAGAAAACAAGGGAUUGAUUGUAAUCAAUUGUAAUUGAAUUAAAAGUAAGUUCAAUAGAUCUCCUUACUUUUAUAUGGAUCCCCUGAGAACUAUUAAGAAUUUAAGAAAUUCUACUCUGGAAAUAGUAUAUCUGUAACUGAAUUUUAAUUUGCAGCAAUCUUAAUUUAUGAAACUCAUAUAUAAACUAAUAAGCAAAAAUCAUUAUAAUAAUAACCAAGAUCACUCUCCCCUCUUAAAAUUACUAAUAAUAAUAAUGAUUCUAAGGAUAUAAGAUAAUCUGAUUCUCAUUUGUUUAUGCAAUCAGAAAUGUCUAUAGAGAAUAAUAAAUAAUAAAAUGAAAACUUCUUCUCAUCAACUGUAUAAAGUUUUAGUAGUCAAAAGAAUUAACAAUGGAAGGUAUAAAUAAAGUUUCAUCGAAUGACAAAUGUUGUUAAUAAUGUUUAAAAAUUAAUUAAUGAAAAAUUGGAAACUAAAUUAUCAGAUUUUAUUGAAGAAAUGUUAUCAGAAAUGGAAGAUCUUACUGAUGAUUAGAAAAAAGAAUGUGUUAGUGGAAUAGAAGAGAGGAUUGUCGACACAGUGGCCAUUCUUUUAGAUGCUAUCUAUAAAUUUGAUAAGUUAUUGUGGUAUAAUUGAUUAAAUUUAUCAAGGUUUAAGAAAUUGAAUAAAUAGCCAGAUGAACUUGGAUUAGAAUAUAUAGAAAAUUUACAGAAGCUUUAUCGAUCAUUAGUUAAAGCAAAACAACCUUUAGAUGAUUAAUUAGAGCAACUUUGCCAAUAAAUGAUGCAAGUAAUUAUUUAAUUAAUAAUUAAAAGACUCCAAAUUUGGCUAAGUAAAUAGGAAAUGAAUUAUUACAAUACUUCUAUAAUUGUGAAUGA
Molecule: messenger RNA, 1610 nt
Organism: Paramecium pentaurelia
Lineage: Eukaryota; Ciliophora; Oligohymenophorea; Peniculida; Parameciidae
Source: the annotation of a GenBank genome assembly